Hemibagrus wyckioides is the source of this 3024-nucleotide messenger RNA. It is a transcript of the gene traf5, whose product is annotated as Tnf receptor-associated factor 5. The record is from RefSeq and is a predicted model, not a curated record. Gene Ontology annotation, cellular component: plasma membrane signaling receptor complex. Gene Ontology annotation, molecular function: zinc ion binding; thioesterase binding. Bases 359 to 2011 code for a protein of 550 amino acids. Gene Ontology annotation, biological process: tumor necrosis factor-mediated signaling pathway; protein K63-linked ubiquitination; regulation of canonical NF-kappaB signal transduction. The transcript has 11 exons. NCBI's taxonomy places the organism in Eukaryota, Metazoa, Chordata, Actinopteri, Siluriformes, Bagridae.
GUGGUGGUGAUAGUGGUCGUGGUGGUUAUGGUGCUGCUGCACAAUUCUGACACCUCCUGUAGAGAAGACUGUAGUAAGAGACGAGUUUUAACUUCCUGUUCAGCGCGCUUUCCGCUGGCAGCAGGCCAGCGCCGACACUGUGACGUCACGGCGUGUGUUCCCGCAGCGCCUGGUUGCGCGCGCGCGUGCGGAGGAAAGUGUUCAUUUCGGAACUCCCCGGUCGGCUCAUGACACCCAGGACGCGGUAUUACUAAUACACUGGAGAGACUGGAGUGACAGAGAGAGGGACAGAGAGAGAGAGGAACGACCUACACCGAGCUCGAGUCUCAUGUCUGUAGCUUGAGCAUCCCAGCUUGACAUGGCAGCUGAGGAGAACGAAUGCUUGAGCCUCGAGCUCUCCAAACAGAGCUCUGAUCCCGUGAGGUCGUGGGAGUUGGAGUCUGUCCUGGCCAAUCGCGCACUCAGUUUCGUGUCCCAGCUUGAUGAGCGCUACAUGUGCCCGGCCUGCGGUGGCGCCAUUCUUAACCCCCACCAGACAGGCUGUGGCCACAUCUUCUGUGCCAAGUGUAUUAGAAUGUUCAUUGAGAGCGGCGACACAUCCAAGUGUCCCCUAGAUGGCAUUUUGAUCAAGUCGGAGGAGGUUUUUCAAGACAACUGCUGUAAAAGAGAACUACUAAAUCUUGAAGUUUACUGUAGCAACACUCCAGAUUGCAUACAAAAGGUGCCUCUGUGUAAUUUGCAGAAACACCUAACACUUUGUCAGUAUGAGACCCUGCAGUGCUCCAACCCCGGCUGCACCGACAUCCUGUUACGCAAGAAUUUACCAGACCACCAGCGAAACCUCUGUCAGUUUCGCACAGAGUUCUGUCGCUACUGCACAAAGCCGUACCCUGUUACCCAGCUCUCGGACCAUGAACAGAUGUCCUGUCCUGAAGCUGAUGUUCAGUGUCCUAAUAACUGCUCUCAGAUGGUUAAAAGGCAUAAGCUCAAAGGACAUGUAGAAGAGUGUCCAGAAGUGGAGACAGACUGUAUUUAUAAGCAAUAUGGAUGCUCAGUCCGAGAUAAAAGAAGCAAAGUGAAAGUCCAUGAAUACACUGAAUUUAGCCACCAUGUGCUGCUUGUACUGGAGAGCAACAGCAAGCUUGCUAAACAGGUAGAUCAGCUGCAGCAGGACUUGGCCCUCCAGGAGAGGGAGCUGAAGGAGAGGAACUUGCUUGUUGCUAAUCUUAACAGAGAGAUGACCAAGUGUGACAGCACAUUUUCUGCCAUUCAGAGGUCAGUGGUGGAGCAGAGGGAGUGCGUCUCCAGCGUUAAACAGGAGCUGCAGGAGCUGCGCAGUGUCCUGGAUGCUGAGCUGGCUAAACAGGAGCUGAGUGACCUCCGAGCUUCACUCGACUCUCUCAGACAGCAGGUGGCAAUGACACAGAGCCUCAGAGAUCACCUGGGAGCUUUGGGUCAGACGUGUCAGCGUCACACUCGACUCCUGGACAUCCACGUGGAGCAGCUGCAGUGUAACGAGCAACGUUUUCGCCAACUUGAGUCUACGUCAUAUGAUGGCAAACUCAUCUGGAAGGUUCAUGACUACCAGCGCAGGAAAGACGCCGGCAUGCCCCUCAACUCGCCUCCGUUCUACACCAGCCGCAGCGGCUACAAGCUAAGUGCCCGCGCGUACCCGGACGGGGACACAAGCGCCCGGGGCACGCACCUCUCCCUCUUCGUCAUGGUGAUGAGAGGUGACUUCGACUCGCUGCUGCCUUGGCCGUUCCGCCAGAGCGUCACGCUCACCGUGCUGGACCAGAGCGGCUCACGCAACCACAUCAGCUGCAGCUUCAGCACCGAUACCAACAAACAGAGCUUUCUCAGACCCACGGCUGACAGCAACGCCGCUUUAGGAUUCUCCCGCUUCAUUUCUCACACUGAUCUGGAAGGUCCCCGAAACGCCGUCUACAUACGAGACGACACUCUGUUUAUCAAAGUCAAGGUGGACACAACAGGGUUAGAAGAUUUGUAGUGUAUUCUGGGAGUGCGGAUCUAGUAAAGCUGGCCUUUAUGAGAUUUGUUUUUCAGGAUGCAAAUACAUAGUCAGCUCUAAAAUCUUUGGCACCCAUCAUGACUAUGUACAAACAUGACUGUAAGAACUUCGAAAUUAUUGGCACUCACAUUGAAUCCUUUCUUGAAGAGAAUAACAGAGAACUUUUUUCCCCUGUAAUGUCACACAAAAUUGGAGACAAGAGUAAAGAGAAUCGGGUUCACUCCAUUUUACAAAAAAUGCUUCUAGCUCUUUUAUAUGCAUAUAAAUUUCGUUUACAGCUUUUUAAAUCCAGAGACCAUUUUUUACGCAGUAGAGGUUUUGGAUUUAUUACCAUAACAAUUUGUGUGGAUGUGGAGGUCAGUAUCUUGAUGAUUUGACCUCCUGAUUUGGGCUAACAGAUUAGGAUGCUACAGCGAAAUGCUUUUUCUUUUUUUUUCUUUUUUUUUUGUUUUAAACCAAACAUGCAGAUAGGUUGCAUGGCUAGAAAGUUAGUGUGCGAUGCUUCUGAACAGCUUUGAUGGAGUUGAUGUCUACUAGCUGACUUUACAGUCCCAGAUUUUCCCAAUGAUGACCAGUUGUGAAAUACAAGAAAAAUCAUUUAUACACAAAGGAAACAGUAAGUGGUCACUGUCUGAUAACUGAAAGCAUUUCUUUCCACUGAUGAAUAUUUUUAUAUUUGUUAUCACUAACAGGUGCUAAUCAUUUCGACAUUUAUGUAUUUGAGAGAUAUUUAUCGGAGGAAAGUGACGUCUCUUUUCCUGAUUCAGUGGAAAUAUCGACCCGUUGUGUCUUACACAAAUUUUAUAAUCGAUGUUUAAUGCUUUCCCCGUUCUCUUGAAGGGUGCCUGUAAUUCCAGAGCAGACUAAGUUAUUUUCAGCCACAGAUUAAAUUAUAUUUAUACUGAAUUUACUGGAAAAAAAGAGGAAAUAACUCAGAGGACAAGCUGAGACACUGUAGCUGAUUGUGCUUUCUAAUAGUCUUUGUAUUUUUU